Molecule: messenger RNA, 567 nt
Organism: Penicillium robsamsonii
Lineage: Eukaryota; Fungi; Ascomycota; Eurotiomycetes; Eurotiales; Aspergillaceae
Exons: 1
Coding region: 1-567 (188 amino acids)
Source: RefSeq, a predicted model, not a curated record
AUGAACGACUUUCCACCACCGGGGAUUCCUAUCAAGAAAAGGGGUUUCAGAGAAGUGUGCGAGGUCGAUGGCCGUACAUUCUUCAAGAAGAGAGGUGCACAGGAGUGGACCGAGGACACUUCCAAUCCAGAAGAGCUGAAGCCACCCAUUGAAAACCCUUGUCUCUACCUCUAUCUCGUCCAAGAAAAACAACUCCCCGGAGAACCAAACCAUUGGGCACUCUUCCUUAGCGACGAAAACGAGCCCGACUACGGUUAUGUUUAUCAAGUCAGCGGAGAUGCAGAGGCUAUGAAAUACGAGCCGUCGACUGAAAAGAUCAAUGUCCUUGACGCGGGCCUCUGUUCAAACGUCUAUACCCUGGCUGUUGUGUCUCAAGAACAGGACAGGGCGGCGAGGGUGGUAAAAGAGGCUGCAGAGUCGGAGCUUCCUCCCCAAGCGGAGAAUCGGAAGGCUGUUGCGGAAAAUUGUCAGGGGUGGACUAUGCGUGUUAUCGAGAAGUUGGUCAAAGAGAAGAUUGUUAUGCCUCAAAAGCUUGAAGUGGUAAGGUCUUUGAUGGAGGUCGUUUGA